This is a messenger RNA of Exserohilum turcica Et28A, 351 nucleotides long. RefSeq lists its product as uncharacterized. The coding region runs from base 1 to 351 and encodes 116 amino acids. Gene Ontology annotation, cellular component: mitochondrial inner membrane. The record is from RefSeq and is a predicted model, not a curated record. Gene Ontology annotation, biological process: mitochondrial respiratory chain complex IV assembly. The transcript has 2 exons. NCBI's taxonomy places the organism in Eukaryota, Fungi, Ascomycota, Dothideomycetes, Pleosporales, Pleosporaceae.
AUGCCAGGGCCCUUCACAUCCAAGUCGUUUAGCGCCACACUGCCCAACUCGCUCGCAGCGCGGUACCGCAAAUCGCUGCAAAAACACCCUUUCCUCCUCUUCGGGCUACCGUUCCUCUCUACAAUUGUCCUGGGCUCCUUCAUGUUGACACCCGCCACGGCGCUGCGAUACGAGCGGUACGAUCGCAAGAACCAGCAAAUCACACAAGAGCAGGCAAUGGGCCUAAGAGGGGAGCGGAGGAAGGUCAACAUGCGCGAUGAGUAUUACAGGCUGCAGGCGAAAGAUCUCGAAGACUGGGAGCAGAGGCGUGUUAAACGACUUCCAGGCGAGCCGGACGGCACACUCGUAUAA